UUGCUUUGUUUAAAUAUUUUAAACACCAGUUCCCAGUUUCGAAGCACUUAAGCUGAAAAGGAAAAAAAAAACGUUCCAUUGAAGAAAAUAAAGUACAGAAAAGCAAAACCAAAGCUUAAGAAUCCCUUCCCGUAUUCUUUCUCUGGAAAGAUCAUUCUUUAUUUUUUGGGAAUCGAAGAUCUGAUAACAGUUUUGUAAACAUUUCAUUAGUUCCGGAGAGAUCCAGUUUCUCUCCUGAUCUCAAAUCCAUGGCGCUUUCAAGAACUAAGCUACUUUUUCUGUUGUUCGCUUUGUCUUACGCAAUUGUCUCCAUUGCAGGGAAGAGUUAUUACGAUAUAUUGCAAGUAUCGAAAGGAGCAUCGGAUGAGCAGAUCAAAAGAGCGUAUAGAAAGCUGGCAUUGAAGUAUCAUCCUGAUAAGAACCCCGGCAAUGAAGAGGCCAAUAAGCGAUUUGCUGAGAUUAAUAAUGCUUAUGAGGUGUUGUCGGAUAGCGAAAAGAGGGGCAUAUAUGAUAGGUAUGGCGAAGAGGGCCUGAAGCAGCAUGCUGCCAGCGGAGGUGGAGGAGGAGGGAUGGGAGUCAAUAUUCAGGACAUUUUCAGCUCGUUUUUUGGUGGAGGCCAGGCAGAAGAGGAAGAGAGAAUUGUGAAGGGCGACGAUGUAAUUGUUGAAUUGGAUGCAACACUUGAAGAUUUGUACAUGGGAGGGUCGCUUAAGGUUUGGAGGGAGAAAAACAUCUUAAAGCCGGCUCCCGGUAAACGACGUUGUAAUUGCAGAAAUGAGGUCUAUCAUAAGCAAAUUGGUCCUGGGAUGUUCCAACAGAUGACUGAACAGGUUUGUGAGCAGUGUCAAAAUGUGAAAUAUGAACGAGAGGGGUACUUUGUCACAGUUGAUAUUGAGAAAGGAGUGCAAGAUGGACAAGAGGUGGUUUUCUAUGAAGAUGGUGAGCCCAUAAUAGAUGGAGAACCUGGAGAUUUGAAGUUCCGCAUUCGUACAGCACCCCAUGACCGAUUCAGGAGGGAAGGCAAUGACUUGCACACCACUAUCACUAUAACACUUGCUCAAGCUCUUGUUGGUUUUGAGAAGACCAUUAAACACCUUGAUGACCAUUUAGUAGACAUUGGCAAUAAGGGUAUUACUAAGCCAAAAGAAGUAAGAAAGUUCAAAGGGGAAGGAAUGCCAUUGCAUUUCAGCAACAAGAAAGGAAAUCUCUACGUUACCUUUGAGGUUUUGUUUCCCACAUCGCUUACCGAUGAUCAAAAGGCGAAAAUCAAGUCCAUUCUUGGCUAGGAUUAGAAGAUAAUCAUAUUUUUGGGGGAAGGGUUGGCUCAUAAACUGUUCCUUUUGUAACAUUUGAUGAGGAUACAUAUAAGCUAUGAAAUCUGGAGGGUUUCAAAAUUCUCUUCAUUCCCUUUGUUACCAUUGUGCGCCUUCAUUAACAAAUUAGUUUGCAGUGACUGAAGAAUGACCGGAGAGAAAGUCUUUGGUAUCGAAUACGUUUAAGUUU
Hibiscus syriacus is the source of this 1503-nucleotide messenger RNA. RefSeq names its product dnaJ protein ERDJ3B-like. Bases 249 to 1286 code for a protein of 345 amino acids. The transcript is spliced from 10 exons. Gene Ontology annotation, biological process: protein folding. The record is from RefSeq and is a predicted model, not a curated record. NCBI's taxonomy places the organism in Eukaryota, Viridiplantae, Streptophyta, Magnoliopsida, Malvales, Malvaceae.